Messenger RNA from Coprinopsis cinerea okayama7#130, 444 nucleotides. RefSeq lists its product as hypothetical. The transcript has 2 exons. The coding region runs from base 1 to 444 and encodes 147 amino acids. Lineage: Eukaryota; Fungi; Basidiomycota; Agaricomycetes; Agaricales; Psathyrellaceae. The record is from RefSeq and is a predicted model, not a curated record.
AUGGAGGACUGGCAAAUAGAGCCAAAAAGGACUCUGGAGGAGGAGGUCAAUAGACUGAAACGGCUUGUGAAUACAUUGGAGGGGAGGGCCGCGAGACUUGAACGUCGAGAAGAGGAACUCCGCUCAUAUGAAAAGGACAUGUCGGCCAUACAUCAAGAUAUCAGAGCCAUCCGCAAACGUGUCACUGAAUCCGAAGAAGAGUCCCGCAAACUGAAGAAGAUUCUGUUAGCGCUUGCGUUGUUCUUCAAGGCUGUCCACAAACACGUCACCAAAUCAGAAGAAGAGUCUCGUAAACUUAAGAAGAUCUUAUUGGCGCUCGCGUUGUUUUUGAUCAGGGAUGCCAAUGUCGAACCUCCUUCACAAGUCCUUCUUGAUGCCGGGUAUCUUGUUAGGAAGGAGCUCAAUGAGCAUAUUGGGAAUGUAAAGGUUGAUAGACGUCAAUAG